Molecule: messenger RNA, 234 nt
Organism: Colletotrichum lupini
Lineage: Eukaryota; Fungi; Ascomycota; Sordariomycetes; Glomerellales; Glomerellaceae
Exons: 2
Coding region: 1-234 (77 amino acids)
Source: RefSeq, a predicted model, not a curated record
AUGGAUGGCGGCGUCACGGUAGUCGGGUCGUGUGGAGGGCACUACUUCAAGAUUUUGGCUGGGCGCGAGUAUCACCUUGGCACUCUCGUGCUAUCUUCAACCUGGAAGUCAUACCGGCAUCUACCUUCGUACUUACCUCACGGUACAUUAUUGACGUUGAAGUACAGCUCCCUUCCCUGGCCGAGGGAAGCUACCUUAUGGUUGGGUCGUCAAGCUGCCCAGCGCGCCAGCUAA